CUGUCUCUCCUGUGGGUCUGUCUGUCUGUCGGUCGGCCUGCCUGUCUGUCUCUCCUGUGUGGGUCCUGAGACUCCAGCUGGUUCCAGAGUGCCAUGGGUGUGGCCACUAAAGAACCACGUGAGCCUUGCUGCUCCAAAUUCAAGAUGUUCCUGAUGUCGAUGUCGUUCGUCUACUUUGCUAAGGCGUUCGGGGGCGCCUACAUGAAGAGUUCGGUGACGCAGAUCGAGAGGCGCUUCGACAUCCCUAGCUCCAUCAUCGGGGUCAUCGACGGCAGCUUCGAAGUUGGUAACCUGCUGGUCAUCUGCUUCGUGAGCUACUUCGGGGCGAAGAUGCAUCGGCCGCGGCUCAUCGGAGCAGGAUGCCUCAUCAUGGCCGCCGGAGCGUUCUGCACCGCCCUGCCACACUUUGCUCAGGGACCGUAUAAGUAUGAGACGACCAUCUCCCAGUCUGUGGACGUCAACUCUAGCCAGACCAUCCUGCCGUGUCUCAGCAGUGCAGAGCAGGCCAAACAGGACGAGCCACCGUCCGCUCAGAACCAAGCAGAGUGUGAGAAAGCAUCCGGCUCUACCAUGUGGAUCUACGUGUUCAUGGGCAACAUGCUGCGGGGCAUCGGGGAGACUCCCAUCAUGCCCCUGGGGGUGUCCUACCUGGAUGACUUCGCCCGCGAGGAGAACACCGCCUUCUACCUGGCCUGCAUCCAGACGGUGGGAAUCAUGGGUCCCAUGUUUGGUUACCUUAUGGGGUCCUACUGUGCAAAAAUCUAUGUGGACAUCGGCACUGUGGAUUUAGAUACGGUGGCGAUUGACCAUAAGGACUCCCGCUGGGUGGGCGCCUGGUGGAUGGGCUUCAUCAUCUCGGGCAGCAUCAUGCUCCUCGCUGGCAUCCCCUUCUGGUUCCUGCCCAAGUCUCUGCCCAAGCAGGGGCAGGGGCACAGCAAAAAGGCCAGCGAUGGGGUGCCACUCGAGGAGCAGGGCAACUUCCUGCCCCAGGAGGGUAACAAGGAGGCAGCCGCCGCCAAAGUGGAGCCUCCUGUGUCCAUGGCAGCAAUGGCUAAAGACUUCGUGCCCUCGCUGCGUAGGCUGUUCAGUAACUCCGUGUUCAACCUCAUCAUCUGCACGUCUCUGGUGGCAGUCAACGGCUUCAUCGGAAUGAUCACCUUCAAGCCCAAGUUUAUAGAGCAGACCUAUGGGAAGUCCCCCUCAAAGGCCAUCUUCCUCAUAGGCAUGUUUAAUCUACCCGCCGUGGCACUGGGCAUCAUCACGGGCGGCCUGAUCAUGAAGCGCUUCAAACUGAGCGUGCUCGGUGCGGCCCGGAUCUCGCUCACCGCCUCCUUCUUCUCCUUCUGCUUGAUGCUGUCACAGUACUUCAUGCAGUGUGACAACUCUCUGGUUGCAGGGCUCACCAUCAACUACCAGGGUCUUCCAGAGGUGUCGUAUGAGCAGAGCUCUCUGCUGUCCCAGUGCAACAGCGGCUGCUCCUGCUCCAUAAAGCACUGGGACCCGGUGUGUGCCCACAACGGCAUCACCUACGCCAGCCCGUGCCUGGCAGGGUGCCAGACGUCCACCGGACUCGGCAAAGAGAUGAUCUUCCAUAACUGCUCGUGUGUGUCCGAGGUGCCAACGCCGCCUGCCAACGUGUCGGUCAGCCUGGGCCAGUGCCCGCGCAAGGACGACUGCGCCAACAUGUUCAUGUGGUACAUGGGCGUGUCUGUGGUGGGGGCCUUUGUGUCCGCCUGUGGGGCCUCACCUGGCUACAUUGUCCUGCUCAGAUCCAUAGCUCCUGAUCUGAAGGCACUAGCUCUGGGGAUGCAGACUCUCAUAGUCAGGACCCUCGGGGGGAUCCCUCCGCCGAUCUACUUUGGGGCGCUGAUCGACCAGACGUGUCUGAAGUGGGGCGUCAAGAGGUGCGGCGGGCAGGGAGCCUGCAGGAUCUACGACACCGACGCCUUCAGGUCUCGUUUCCUGGGGCUGAUCUACGGGCUGUAUGCCCUGUCCUACUUGCUGUGGGCCGUGCUGUACCGCACGCUGGUGAAGAGGCACCGCAAGCUGGCACAGAGGGCCCUGGCCAACGGGCAAGCCGCCGGGCAGGCCAACGGGCAGGAUGCCAACGGGCAGGAUGCCAGCGGGCAGGGCGCCAACGGCGACGGCGGGCAGAGCAAAGAGGAGCUGAAGAGUGAGACCUCCAUCUGAGACGCUCCGGCGAAAGACUGGUGCUUAAAGGUGUAGCGUGGCGUGUACAUUGGUUGUUAUCAAAAACAAAGCUGUUGACAUGAGGAGCCUCCAUCUGAGGGGCUCAGGGGAAGGACUGGUACUUAUUAAAGGAGUAGCGUGUACGUUUUAUGUUCUCAAAAACAAAGCUGUUGGCGAGUGGACCAUGAGAGGGACACUUUCCUGCAUCAUGUUUGUCAACUAUGCAUUUCUGACAGAAAUCUCUAUUGCAUCACACUGCCAAGUUGGCCAAUCAGAGCAUGGCUGGCCAAUCAGCAGUGCUGGUUCAUUUCCAUGGUUACAUACCUUUGCUGUUGCUGUUGCUGUUCCUGCAAAGUCAGUGUUUCAACCAGAAGUGGACAUCCCAGCUUCAAAGUAAAAGUCCUACCACAUAUUGGUUCUACCAGUGCACUUAACCCAAGUGAUAUAACCGUUUUAUGCUAAUUAGGAUCAGCUGAUUUAACCCAUGUGCUUAAGGAUGUCUAAGUUUAAAAAAAAACGUGUAACUAAUCGCCUCUCAGCCAGCCUUACGGCCCUGAGAGAAUUUGCCCCUAAAUGAAUAGCUGGAACUGAUAGCUGGGUAUCCAUUUUAAAAGUGCGCUCAUUUGACUCAAUUGUGCGCUUGUUUUACGACAUGAAAAGAGCACCAUUAAGUAAAGUUUAGUCAAACAAGAGCGAUUUAGAAAAACAUGUGCACGAUUUACUGAAAUGAGCACACAAUCCAAAUGAGAGCACAGUUUAGUGAGAAUUCAAUUUUGUGAAAUGUGUGCAUGCUUUUGUAAAAAAUGAGUUU
Sardina pilchardus (European sardine) is the source of this 3001-nucleotide messenger RNA. Its product is annotated as solute carrier organic anion transporter family member 1C1-like. Gene Ontology annotation, molecular function: protein binding. NCBI's taxonomy places the organism in Eukaryota, Metazoa, Chordata, Actinopteri, Clupeiformes, Clupeidae. Gene Ontology annotation, cellular component: plasma membrane. Gene Ontology annotation, biological process: sodium-independent organic anion transport; transmembrane transport. Bases 94 to 2190 code for a protein of 698 amino acids. The record is from RefSeq and is a predicted model, not a curated record. The transcript has 14 exons.